This is a messenger RNA of Salvia splendens (bonfire salvia), 1368 nucleotides long. Its product is annotated as transcription factor MYB114. The record is from RefSeq and is a predicted model, not a curated record. The transcript has 4 exons. The coding region runs from base 1 to 621 and encodes 206 amino acids. Lineage: Eukaryota; Viridiplantae; Streptophyta; Magnoliopsida; Lamiales; Lamiaceae.
AUGGUAAUCGAGAGAGGUAUAGAUAAGUUGGUUUGGAAAUUGGACAAAAAUGGUUAUGUCGAUAAAGAUGGGUUGAAGAAAGGCGCUUGGAGCGAAGAUGAAGAUACUAAGUUGCGAUCUUAUAUCGUCAAAUACGGCCAUUGGAACUGGCGAUUGCUCCCAAAAUUUGCCGGGUUGCAAAGAUGUGGAAAGAGCUGCAGAUUGCGAUGGAUGAAUUACCUGAAACCCGAUGUGAAAAGAGGGGAAUUCAAUCAAGAAGAAAGAGAUCUCAUCGCCAAACUUCAUUAUGAACUCGGACACAAGUGGUCUGGGAUUGCAGCCAAACUGCCGGGAAGAACGGACAACGAUGUCAAAAACUACUGGACGACUCAUCUCCAGAAAAGGGGAAAAUGGGGUGAGAUUUCCGAGGAAGAAAAAUCAAGCAAUAAUCGCAAGAAAAUGGAAAAAUCAUCAUCGAGAAGCGAUGUUACGUGGGUAGAUCCGAAAUCAGAAAAGACGAAGGUAUCUAAUUCUGAGAUGUUUAUUCUGGAAUCAUCCAAUUCGAAUUCAUCACUAGUUUUGAAUGCUUUCAAUUGGGAUUUGAAUUUAUCUGUGGAGCAAAAUGGCCUUGAAACUUUAUAAAGGGAUUCCAAUUUGUCAUUCUUUUUGUUGCCCAUCAAUUAAGACCCAACUUUCUUUCUUCUUUUUUUUUCAUUUUUGUAAUCAUAUUUUUUUCAUGAUUCAAGGACAGUUUCUGACUCAGCCAUUCUUUCUCUUUUUUGUUGGUUGUUCUUUUUUUUCUUUUCUUUUCUUUUCUUUUCUCAAUUCGACUUCCCAUUCUAAUUGUAACUAGAAAUUUGUUGUAUUAGAGUCGAAAUAAUGUAACGUGUAUAUGAGUCCUACAUAGGAGUACACGUGAAUACGUCAAAACGAAAUUGGAUGGACUAAUAUGGCAAUAGCCCAAUAAUCAGCUUAAUGAUCAAAUAUGGGCCAAUUUCUGGACUGCUCUGUUUUAGCUUCAUCAUUCUAUACUCUACUAACAUAUUGGGCCAUAUCUUUCGGCCAUUACAAAUGUUUUACUUUUUGUUGGAUCAGCUGCAUUGCAUGUAAGUUGAAACCAAUGAAAACCUUGUCUUUAGGCCACAAUGGAACUGGGCUAACCUGCCGCAAAUUUUCCAAUUUUCAUAUAUGACAAGAAAUAAAACAGGGAAUGGAUCCCCUGCUGUGGUAAAUUGCACAGCAGGGGUUGCUGUGUAUACAAAACGCAGAAUUUUGACUAUAAAACGCAGUUAGUUGAUUUUUCAUAUGUUUAUAUGCAUUAUUUUAUUAUCCUUGCAUUUAUUUAUUGUUAUAUCACUUUGGCAGCUUUAAUUUUACUUUCUUUGUUAA